AUGACCGACAAUCCACCUCCACUUCCAAGACCUCCCUCUCAGUUCCUCUCUCACCUUGCAAAUCAUCAACAAACUGAAGCACGCAAGCUCCUACAGCCGUACUUAUCUUAUGAAGCCUGGCUGAGGAGGGCCUUUGCGAGAGGAGAUGCUGCAAUUAACAACUUUGCGAACUUGGUUCCGAUUUACAACGGCUGCGAGGAGGCGUUCAGAAUCCGCAACCUCGACCGCGAGACAGCUGACAAGGGAAAGUAUGUCAUGUCACUGCCGGACAAUGCACGCGAGGAAGAUUCCACCUUGGCCAUUACAGCAUCUCUGGGAGAAUAUUGGAGAAACUUCAAUGGGUUCUCACAUGAUUGGUCAAACAUUGUGGUCGCUGGGUCAUCUGCGCUGCUUCCUUUGCUCUCUCGUCGGAAGGGCGUGAACUAUCCAUGCCUUAACUGCUCGCCAGAGAACUAUUUUGAGACAAUCGCAAGCAAGAGCGAUAUUGACAUAUUUCUCUAUGGUCUCGACAAUGAGGAUGCAGCGAUCACACUUAUCUUUCAGUUAGAAUCUAUGGUACGAAGGAACCAAAACUUAUGUCCUGGAGAAGGAGAUUCACUGCGGUCUAAGAACGCGAUAACGUUUAGAUCACCUAAAUGGCCAUUUCGCCAGGUUCAGAUCAUCCUCCGACUAUACAGAUCUAUUAGUGAGAUAUUGACCGGCUUCGAUGUGGACUGUGCUUGCGUUGCCUUUGAUGGAACGCAAGUAUAUUCCAACCCGCGCGGGAUCACCGCGAUCGCCACUCGCACUAAUCUCAUUGACCUGACCCGUCGAGGCCCAGCUUACGAGAAUCGCCUGCGCAAAUAUCGGCUUCAUAACUUUGAGGUGUUUUGGGGCCCUCUUGAGCGCGAACGAAUAAACACCAUGCUCUUCCAAUCCCCCGCACGCCUGCUAAAUGACACCCAAGGUUUAGCUCGGCUUCUUCUCUAUGAACAAAUGCUGCAAGAAAAUUGGGACUGUCGGGGUGAAGAGCUUGCUUAUUUGGGGCAACCCCAAAAUAGCGUCGACGAAAGGGGUGAGUCAAGCCUACCGGUGCUAAGUGACUAUGCCCUCUAUGAGAUUCCGUAUGGCGAAAACUGCGCGGAUGAGAGAUCACACGAAACAUUUUUGAGCCACCCUGAUGACCCGUGUCUCUUUGGUACAAUUCAAGAAGUGAUCGAGGGUAGGAAGUCAAACGCUUUAGGAGACAAUAGCCUCGUCGGAAAAGUUCGCUUCGUCCGAUAUGUCCCAGGUCAAGAGGUAAUGGAGACUUUACAACCUCUGGCUAAGGAUGAUUGGUAA
Molecule: messenger RNA, 1320 nt
Organism: Xylaria bambusicola
Lineage: Eukaryota; Fungi; Ascomycota; Sordariomycetes; Xylariales; Xylariaceae
Product: ankyrin repeat protein
Exons: 6
Coding region: 1-1320 (439 amino acids)
Source: RefSeq, a predicted model, not a curated record